Messenger RNA from Yarrowia lipolytica CLIB122, 4101 nucleotides. RefSeq lists its product as uncharacterized. Gene Ontology annotation, cellular component: nuclear pore. NCBI's taxonomy places the organism in Eukaryota, Fungi, Ascomycota, Dipodascomycetes, Dipodascales. Gene Ontology annotation, biological process: mRNA export from nucleus; ribosomal small subunit export from nucleus; protein import into nucleus. The record is from RefSeq and is a predicted model, not a curated record. Gene Ontology annotation, molecular function: structural constituent of nuclear pore.
AUGUCCAAUUCGAACGCUGGUGACGGCGAAAAGCCCCAGAAAGGAGCGGCGCCGACCUUCGCAUUUGGUCAGAAGCCGCAAUUCAACUUUGGUGCCACUACCGCCAAGUCUGACGACAUGAAGGAAGACUCAAACUCGGACAAUACACACACAAAAACAACAGACACAGAGGCCAAACCGGCCUUCGGGAGCGGCGGAUUCUCGUUCGCCAAACCCGCGGAGCCCAAGGAUGGCGACUCCGACAAGAAGGACACAAAACCAAGCCUGUUUGACACCCCGGCCAAGCCCAAGGCCUCUCUGUUCGAUACGCCCAAGGAUUCGGUCCACAAGUCUAGCACCGACAAGCCUACGUUUGGAGGGUUCAAUUUGGGAGAUCAGUCCGACAAGCCGGCUUUCACUGGUUUUGGUGUGAAGAAGGAGGACAAGACUGAGGACAGUAAGGACAAGCCUUCUGGAUUCUCAUUUGGAACCAAGAAAGACAACGACAAGGGAAAUGACAAGAAGGACGAUGAGAAGCCCUCUCUGUUCAGUUCGUCCAGCAUCGACAAGCCUGCUACUGGAGGAUUCCCCAAGCUGUCGUCUGGUGGAUUUGGCUCUCCCUCUGGAUUUGGCACUUCUAGCUCUGGAAUUGGAUCUUCCUCUGGUGUUGCUACUGGCAGCUUCAGCUUUGCAGCCGAGAAGGAGAAGGAAAAGGGAAAGGACGAUUCAAAGCCCACGUUGUCCUUUGGAGCAUUCGGUUCCAAGCCCGAGGACAAGAAGGACGACAAGGAGACUAAGCCGGAGAAGGCCAAGAAAGAUGAUAAGCCCUCUGCUUUUUCGUUUGGUGUCAAGAAUGAAGACAAGACGGCUCCGUCUUUGGAUGUAAAGGAGGACAAAAAGGACGAUAAGCCUGCUUUCUCAUUUGGUGUCAAGAAGGAGGAUGUAAAGAAGGACGAGAAGCCCGCGUUGUCAUUCGGUACCAAGAAGGAGGGUGAAAAGCAGGACGAGAAGCCUGCUUUCUCAUUUGGUGUCAAGAAUGAGGAUAAGAAGGACGGGAAGCCCGCGUUGUCGUUUGGAGCCAAAACAGAGGAUAAGCCUUCUGCGUUCUCCUUCGGUGCUAAGAAGGAGGAUGACAAGAAGGAGGACAAGCCUCCUCUGUCUUCUGGUGGUACUAAGAAUGCGGACGAAAAGAUGACUGACUCCAAACCAGCGCUUUCUUUUGGUGCCAAUGCCCCUACUUCAUCUUCUGCUCCCACUUUUAACCUGGGUGCUAAGAAGGACGACACAAAGACUGCCACCCCUUUCUCUCUCGGUGCCCAGAAGGACGAGACGAAGCCCACGGGUCCUUCCUUUUCUCUUCCUCCGAAGAAGGAGGACGACAAGCCUGCUACAGCGUCUUUCUCCUUUGGAGCUAAGAAGGAGGACGACAAACCUGCGGCCCCAUUGUUCUCUAUCGGAACCCAGACCGAUAACAAGUCUGGCGGUUUCACUUUUGGAUCCAAGGCCGACCCCAAGCCCGUCGUAAGCUUUUCUUCCAAGCCCGAAGACAAGACCGCCACUCCGUCGUUUAAUCUUAAUGCCAAGCCCGACGCUGGUAAGACAGCUGCUCCCUCUUUCAAUCUUGAUGCUAAGACGGAGACCAAACCGUUCAGUCUUGGUUCUGGCACAGGUAACAACACUACCUCUUCGCUAUUUGGAGCCAAGUCGUCAUCUGACGCCCCCAAGCCUUCACCUGGAGGAUUUGGAUCUGGACUUGGUGCCACCUCUUCUGCUGCGCCUCCUCUGAAGACUGGGGGAUUCGGUUUCGGAGCCCCUUUCUCUCCUGCUCCUGCCUCCAAGACUGGCGGCUUUGGCUCCAGCGGACUUGGUGCUCCCAAGUCUAGCGACCGGGCCGGAUCUGCCCCUCCAGGUUUCUCCACUGCAUCUAACGCCCCCCAGAAGUCCAGUUUGUCGACACCCAAUGCCUCUUUCACCACCCCUGGUCAACGAACUGCUCUCAAGCGAAACCUUCUUUUCACAGCCAUCAACGAUACUCUCUAUUACAGCUAUAUCACUGGUGCUCAAACACGUGAGAAGAUUGUCUCGGUUGGAUUCGCGAUCUCCAACAUUCUGCUGAACCCCUCGGGCACUCUGCUGGCUGUUGUUGGUGAAAAGAACGUCUCUGUUGUUCGAAUUAACGACUCCGACAUCGCCAAAUCUUCCGUUCAAGAUGUUUCCAAGCACAUUUCGGCCUCGUGUGUCCGUUAUGUUCUGUGGAACCCUGUCGCAGACCCUGAUGCUACUCUUGAGAUUCUUACCGGCGAUAAUCAGGUCAUUUCUCUUGGUGUCUCGCUGGAGAGCAACAUUGAGAAGUCCGUUUUCGAGCUUGCUGAGGAGGAUGACCGAAUCGACACCAUUGGUGAGGUAAUUUCCUUCUCAUUUGGCCAUUCGUCCGCGGCCAUGGGUCUCCUGACUCUGUAUCUGCUCAACGAGGAUGGCGACAUCUUCUGUCUCUCCCCUUGGAUGCCUUCCUCCGCUCUUCUAACCGAGACUGAGAUCAAGAGCAUCUUGGACCAGGCUGUUUACCUUGAGCAAACCACCAAGGUUUCUUCGGGUCUGCCUCCUCCGGGUGUCACCACUGCCAAGAUGUUCAAGGGCAACCUGGUCUGGUGUUAUGACCUAUGGAGACAGAUUCCCUUGGCCAACAAGGAUGUGCGACACGGAAAUGUGGUAGCUCUGAAGGUUACCAAACCCAAAGCUCCGUUUGGAAACGGCAAGCUCAAGUUUCAAGGUCCCUUUGUGGUGUCUCCCUACCCCAAGGAGAUGUACACGGAGACUGCCAAGCAACUGGUUGCUCUCAAGUCACGUGGAAUCGCCCUUUUUGCAGAGCUCUUUGAGUCUGGCAGAGUCAACAUUCUUAUGUACGCUGGAGGCCCUGUUGUGUGUUCGUGGGAUUCACCUGAUCACAUUUGGGUUGACGAGGAGGAGGAGGAGGAAGACGGUUCCAACGCGCUUGGCCUUCGGGAGAUGGUUCUUCUUGAGACUAUUGAUCUGAAGAGUGCUGCUGUUCUGUCUCAGUGUCUUCACGAUGGCCUUGUUCAUGUGUUAGCGUCUGAUUCCGUCACUCAGGUCGAUACUCGAAACUGGUAUAGAAAGCUUGCUGGAGCUUACGUCGAGCAGGACAUGCAGGUGUUAAGCCAGCUUCAAAACACCAAACUACGCUCGUCACGUGUGCGCAUUUCUCUUGCACCCGACUACGGCGUCUCUACAUUCACAGAGCGUCUCAUCCUUGUGUCAGACCAGGUUUACGAGUGUGAUUUGUCUGUUUCCGAGAACGGUGAUCUUUCUCUUUCGGCUACUGAGUUGGAGAAGGCAUCUUCUAUUCCUGAACUUAAUGUUAAUGUCGCGGCUGAUCACGUCAAGCGAGCUGGUCUGAUCAGUGCUGUCUCACCGGAGAUCAUCCACAAGAUCAACUCUGUCAAGAUUAGGCCCGAUCUACCUGAGAAUUUAUCCUUCUCCAUGUCGGAGAAGUUGCGCGAGCAUCCUGACAUGGUCCAGGUGUUCACUCAGAUUGCUAACCAUUUCUCGAGAGAAAAUCUGAAGAUGGAGGAGGUCACCAUCCUGAUGGAGAGACGCCUAACUAUGCAGAAGAGUGAGUUGCGACGGCAACUGGUUGACUUGGAGGCUGUCAAAUCUCGGUUUGAGAAGCUGUAUAAGCAUUAUGGUGAUACAGACAUGCUUGAGUCUCUCAAGAAGCUCAUUGCGCGUCAGAAGGAUCAUGAGAAGAGGUUCGACAAGUUGCUGACCGACUUGAACCGAUCACAGUCGCUGCCUCUGUCGGAUGCCGAGCGCAAGUGGCAUGUCGAAUUGAACCGGCUCAAGAACAAGCUGCCCGAGUUUGAGAAGCAGACCAAGCAGGCGCAGACUCAGGCGAAGCAGAUAGCCAGCUUCACCAGAGACGCUAACACGUCGUCCAACUCUGUGGAUGCGAUCCAGGGUAUUACUCGGGCUGAGCUAUCUCGAACGAGUUUCAUGCUGGAGGAGGAGGAUAGGGUAGCCGAGCAGACCAAGAAAAAGCUCGAGCAGUUGUUGCACAAGAGUCAGACUCUGCUGGCGGUUCUGAAGGCCAAGGAGGAAAAGUAA